AAACCGACCCAACGAGCCGUCGCCCGCAAAACAUAUAUAUAUCACACCCCAAGCCAUAACCUCAAGAAAAUUCAUCAUUUCUCAAUCGAAUCAAAGGUCCACAAGCGAUGUCAGGCUUAACAUGUAAUUCAUGUAACAAGGAGUUCGAAGACGACGCUGAGCAGAAGCUCCAUUACAAAUCCGAAUGGCACCGCUACAAUCUCAAGCGCAAGAUAGCUGGCGUUCCUGGAGUUACAGAGGCUUUAUUUGAAGCUAGACAAGCUGCGUUGGCUCAGGAGAUGAUCAAAUCCAGUGAAACGCCUUUGCUUUACACUUGUGGAGUCUGUGACAAAGCUUACAGGAGUUCCAAAGCUCAUGAGCAGCAUCUCAAAUCAAAGAGCCACGUUUCCAAUGCUUCUUCAUCACAACGAGAGGAGGAGGAUAAAGCGAUCAUUAAGAAGCUUCCUCCUCCUCCCCGUGUUGAGAGGAAGGAGCCUGCUGCUCCGAUUGAGGAAGAGAGUGAAGAAGAAUGGGUUGAGGUUGAUUCUGACGAGGAUUUGGAGGGUGAAGAAGAUAUGGAUGAGGAGGAGGAGGAGGAUGAUAUCGAGUUUGAAUUGGAUCCCACUUGCUGUUUGAUGUGUGAUAAAAAGCAUAAGACGCUGGAGAAGUGUAUGGUUCAUAUGCAUAAGUUCCAUGGGUUCUUCAUUCCUGAUAUCGACUACCUCAAGGAUCCAAAAGGGUUCCUAACUUACGUUGGUCUUAAGGUCAAGAGGGACUUCAUGUGUCUCUACUGCAAUGAGUUGUGCCAUCCUUUCAGCAGCUUGGAAGCUGUUCGAAAGCAUAUGGAAGGCAAGAGUCAUUGCAAAGUGCACUAUGGUGAUGGUGGUGAUGAAGAAGAUGCAGAGCUAGAAGAGUUCUAUGACUACAGCAGCAGUUACGCCGGUGAAGGCGAAAAUCAGAUGGUUGUAUCUGGUGAAUUAGCUAAUACCGUAGAGAUUUUUGGUGGGUCUGAGCUUGUGAUCACCAAGAGAGUAGAGAACAAAGUAACGUCCAGGACUCUGGGGUCUCGAGAAUUCAUGCGCUACUACAAACAGAAGCCCCCACCAUCUUCUCAGAAGCACAUCGUCAACUCUCUAGCCUUGAGGUACAAGAGCAUGGGUCUAGCAACAGUGCAGUCCAAGGAGGACAUAGUGAGGAUGAAAGUGAUGAGAGAGAUAAACAAAAGAGGAGCGAGAAUGCGUGUUAAGCUCGGAAUGAAGAGUAACGUCAUCAGAAAUCUGCCCAACAACGUCACCUAUUAGUCUCUCCCAAACUAGUGCUGUUUGAUUAUACAACGCUUGUUUGUACUCUUGAGCACAAAACCAUAGUUUUACUGAACCUUUCUUUUAUAUUUUCAAUUUUUUUUCUGGUAACUACAGACUCUAUUUCGUGAAGUAAUAACAUGGAUAUUGAGCA
Raphanus sativus (radish) is the source of this 1434-nucleotide messenger RNA. Its product is annotated as cytoplasmic 60S subunit biogenesis factor REI1 homolog 2. Gene Ontology annotation, biological process: ribosomal large subunit biogenesis. Gene Ontology annotation, molecular function: nucleic acid binding; zinc ion binding. Gene Ontology annotation, cellular component: preribosome, large subunit precursor. Bases 108 to 1280 code for a protein of 390 amino acids. The transcript is spliced from 5 exons. The record is from RefSeq and is a predicted model, not a curated record. NCBI's taxonomy places the organism in Eukaryota, Viridiplantae, Streptophyta, Magnoliopsida, Brassicales, Brassicaceae.